CGGAUCCGUUGGUCACCACUCGCGGCAUCCGUUUUCAUGGAAUAACAUACUUGGAUCUGAAUCCGUUCACGGGUGAAGACUGUGUUGAUUCACUCUGGUUGAACACAACAACUGUCGACCUUCCAGCCACUGCCUCCAAGGUCACUGUGCCUUAGUUUCGAAUACUUUGCAAAUAUGGGAGUUCAUGGAUUAUGGAAUCUACUUGAACCCGUCGGCAAACCUGUACCUCUAGAAGCACUCGAAAACAAAGUUCUUGCUGUUGAUGUAUCAAUAUGGCUACAUCAAGCAACAAAAGGGUUUCGGGAUGCCCAAGGAAAUCCAUUACCAAAUGCACAUCUGCUAGGCCUAUGUCAUCGCCUUUGCAAGCUUUUAUUUUUUAAAAUAAAGCCAAUAUUUGUUUUUGAUGGUGGUAUUCCAGUGCUGAAGCGACAAACCAUGGCUUCCCGUCAAAGCAGGAGAGAUACUGCAAUAAAGAACAAUAAUGUAGUGGCAGAAAAAAUCCUAACAAAUUACAUUAAGUCAGAAAUGAUAAAUAAUCAACUUGGGAAAACCAGAGGAAAAUCUGGAGCUCCAUUAUUUAAAAAGAAAAAACAGGAACCUGAUUUAUUUCAGCUGCCACCCCUCUCAAAGGACCCUGUUGAGGAAACAUCGGAAGAUUCAGAUUUUGAGACCUAUGAAAAUGAUGUUACCGGCGAUCUGGAAUCGGUUUUGUUUCAUAUGAAAGGGCACAACAUACAUUCCGUAGACGUUACAAGUGAAGCGUUCCGCGCGUUACCAACCGAAAUACAACAUGAAAUUCUUUUGGAGCUACGAGACACUCGCAAACAGUCUUCUUGGAACAAGCUUCAUCAAAUGCCUCAAGAAGCUGAUGAUUUUUCUGGAUUUCAAAUGGAAAGGCUGUUGAAACGACGAAAUUUGCAACAACGUCUAGACGAGGUGGUAAAAGAAAUUGGCCAAAAAACCCAUGAACAGUUUGCCCUAACCAAAGGAGACGUGUCCAAGUCGUACAAAAUAGCUUCUGAUAAUGUCACUCACUACGUCUUGAUUAAAAAAGCAUUGGAACACGAAAAAAAACCGACAGAAAUGUUAUCGGGGAAAAUCGGGAAUUUCAAAGUAUCUGAGCAAUCCGUUCCUAGUUUUGACCAUGUUGGCAUUGAAGAUGUCAUGGAAGUUGAUCAAUACGAGUUUAGUCAACAAGAGCUGUUCGCAAUAAUGGAAAGCGGAAACCAAGAACAGGCAGUUGCGUGUUCCAGUUCAUCUGGUGGAGAUUCAGAUUUUGAGGAAGUUCCACCUGUCAUACAUUCACCAGUAAAUAGGCUCAUACUAGAUAUCCCAAUCAACCCUAGAUUUUCCUGUGAAGAGGAUGAUGAUAUGUUUGCCGAUGUGUUUGCCCAUGCAGUGCCGCAGAAGACAGAAAAUUCAGGAAAACGUCCGAAAGUCGAAGAAAACAUAUUAACGAAUGAAACUGAGAAAGAAAAAUCAGGAGUACAAACACAUGGGCCUUUAAGCACCUUUCAAUCAACGGAAAACAGACCUUUAUUCGAUUUACUUGAAGUGAAAAAAGGGUUUGACCGUUUAGAACGUUCGACAUAUCUUCCGCCAGAGGAAAAAAGUGAAAAGAAAAAUGUCGAGAUAUUUUUAGAAGAAACAUCGUCAUUUCCUGAAAGAUGCGACAUUAGCUCAUCUGAAAAUUCUGCUACUGGCAUUGCUCGUAUGGAGAUGCAAGAUGUUAACGCCACAUUUGUUGAGGAAGAUAUUGCGUCAAUUCCCACAGUGGGUGCUUUCACAGAAAAUGCCACAUUUGUUGACAAAAAUAUAGUGUCAGCUAUCACAGUAGGUGCUUCUCCAGGAAACACCAAAUUUGUUGACGAAGAUAUUACAUCAGCUUCCACAGUGGAUUCUUCCGCCGAAGAACCUUUCCCAUGCGAUAAUUUCAUAAAUCCUGCGUUGGUUAGUAUCAGCGUUGAAACAUGUAAAAUCAACGAGAAGAACAAAAGAAAUGGUACCGAAGAACAAAUCGGUGAAAGAAUUGAAGCUCAGGAUAAUGUCACAGACAGAAACUCGCAGAUGGGUGAUGAUGCUUCACAUAACCCUUCGAAACUUGGUGAGAGACCUGUUAUUUCCAACAAAAGAAAGGAAGAACUUGAAGAAAUGGAUAAACUGAUCCUACAAGAGCAGUCAAUCCUAAUUCAGCAACAUGGAAAGCAGGAACGCCUUGCUGCGUCAAUUACUGACCAGAUGUAUUGCGAAUCUCAGGAAUUGUUAAGAUUGUUUGGAAUUCCUUUUCUUGUGGCUCCAAUGGAAGCUGAAGCGCAAUGCGCCUUCUUAGAUGAAGCUGGUCUAACCCAAGGCACCAUAACGGAUGACAGCGAUAUUUGGCUUUUUGGAGGACGCAGAGUGUACAAAAACUUCUUCAAUAAAGGAAAAUUUGUAGAAUUCUUUGAAGCAGAAGAUAUUCAUAAGGUUUUCAAACUAGGACGCGAAAAACUUGUUCAUUUGGCUCUUUUAACCGGCAGCGAUUAUACAGAAGGUAUUCAAGGCGUCGGACCAGUUUGUGCUCUGGAAAUUUUAGCAGAGUUCCCAAGUCAGGGGUUGGAAGCAUUGGAGCAGUUUCGGGAUUGGAUUCAUAGCAUCCAGACAAAGAAAAACGCACCUCCAGAGAACAAAAUUCGACAGAAAUUACGGAAUCUCCGAGUUAAUCCCGGCUUUCCCAACCAAGCAGUUGUCGAUGCUUACAAAAAUCCAGAAGUAAACGAAUCCCUUAGUAAGUUUUCAUGGAAUGAACCUGAAAUGGAUGCUUUACGAGAUUUCCUAAACGAAAAAAUUGGCUGGAAUCGAGAUAAAUUCAACUCAGUGGUGAUUCCAGUUCUGGAAAGAUUCAAAGAGAAACAAUGCCAGACUAGAAUAGAUUCUUACUUCUCUGUUAAAUUCCCACCGAAAGCGGCUACCAUCGUAAGCAAAAGAGUGAUGAGUGCACUGCGUAAAGCGGAUUUUGGUGGGGUACAAGAACUAGUAGACAAGGUUACCGAAACAAAAAUACUUCCCAAAUUGCCAGAAGAACGAAGGAAAACACAGCAAAAUCAGAAUCCUGUGAGAAACCAUAAACGCCUGGCAGCCACGACGCCAUCCAAUGAGCCAACCGCUUCUACGUCGGGUGACAGCAGUAAUGCAGCCGAAGUUAUAUGGCAAAAAGAAACUGACAAGCAAAAACUUAUAGCCAAUAAAUUGAAAGCAAUCGAGUUGUUUAAGAAAUCAAGAGGCCGUGGUAAACGUCCUACUCAUCGACCACGACCGACGUCUUCUCUUGCAUACUUGUCGGAUUCAAAUUCAAAUUCUUCGUAACUGUGCCUUCAAUAAAAUGUUUUCAUUUUUCUA
Daphnia magna is the source of this 3375-nucleotide messenger RNA. It is a transcript of the gene mus201, whose product is annotated as DNA excision repair protein ERCC-5. Gene Ontology annotation, biological process: nucleotide-excision repair. Bases 175 to 3342 code for a protein of 1055 amino acids. Gene Ontology annotation, molecular function: single-stranded DNA binding; DNA endonuclease activity. The transcript is spliced from 14 exons. Gene Ontology annotation, cellular component: nucleus. Lineage: Eukaryota; Metazoa; Arthropoda; Branchiopoda; Diplostraca; Daphniidae. The record is from RefSeq and is a predicted model, not a curated record.